UCCGGACGGGAGGGGAGGAGCGGCCGGGCUGGAGUGGGGUGUCUGGGUCCUCAGAGUCCGAGGUCGCCUCCUUGCCAAGUGGCCCCGGCGCUCCCGCCCCUCCCACCGGCUAGGGUUUGGCCGUGGGGGCCGCACCUGGGCGCGCGGUUUCGGUCUGACCGGACUCGGAGCUAGUUUCGAUUAGGGACAGCGGCUGGGCGAGAGGGCGGAGCGGUCGGGACGCGAGAGAGGAGGGGACUCGGCGUGAGAAGCUCAGCGGGGACAGUCCCGCGCGGGAGACAAAGAGCGCCCAGAGAGCGCAGCGAGCAUCGCUGCUACCCAGCCCGGCCACCUCGCAGACUUUAGGACUGGGUGCGCGGCGGAGCAGGCACAGCUGCUGGGGACCCACGAGGCUACGCGGGAUGCGGACGCCGUUGGUGAUGACGCUGGGCAUGGUGCUCACGCCCUGCGGGUUGCUGCUCAAUCUCGUCAGCACACUGGCCCCGGGCUGGCGGCUGGUGAAGGGCUUUCUGGACCAGCCAGUGGACGUGGUGCUGUACCAGGGGCUGUGGGACAUAUGUCGCGAGCAGAGCAGUCGCGAGCGCGAGUGCGGCCAGCCCGACGAGUGGAACUACUUCCAGACUCAGCCCGUGCAGGUGGCCCGGGGACUCAUGAUCACGUCACUGGCCACUACCGCCUUGGGGCUGCUGCUGGCUUCGCUCGGCGUGCGCUGUUGGCAAGAUGAGCCUCACUUCGGGCUAGCCGGCCUCUCCGGCGUGGUGCUUUUCGCAGCCGGCCUCUUCAGCCUCAUCCCGGUCUCCUGGUAUAACCACUUCUUGACAGAUCCCUCCGUCCUGGCCGCCCCGAGCCCGCCGGUCACCACGCAGGUCAGCUACAGCCUGGUGCUGGGCUACUUAGGCAGUUGCCUGCUGCUGCUGGGCGGCUUCUCGCUGGCGCUCAGUUUUGCGCCCUGGUGUGAAGAGCGUUGUCGCCGGUGUCGCAAGGCGCCCCCAGCAGGCCCGCGCCGCAGCAGCAUCAGCACCGUCUACGUGGACUGGCCGGAACCCGCGCUCACACCUGCCAUCAAGUACUACAGCGAGGGGCAGCAUCGGCCUCCUCCCGCUGAGCACAGGGACACCAGCAAGCUCAAGGUGGGAUUCCCGAUGCCACGACCGCCACCCAAGGCCUACACCAACCCGAUGGAUGUGCUUGAGGGAGAGGAAAAGAAGACAGCCACUUCCCAAGGCGGAUCCUCCUCUCGCAGCACUCGGCCCUGCCAAAGUUCGCUGCCCUGUGACUCCGACCUGUAGAUAGGGCUCGCCUGAGCUCCGCCUAGGGUCUGAGUGAGGGUGACUUGAACUUCUGUAUGACCAGUACAUCUGCAACUAGAACCCUGCACGGCCUUCCUCUAACUGGAGGGCAAGCCUUCCUUUCCUGGGGCCAAACUCCUCUCCAAAUAUUAGGUUGGAUUCUUUUAUCUUUUAAGGAGUUUUACUUUUCUCUCCAGAGGGACCAGGUCUUCUUAUGGAGUGACAAGAGUGGGUGGCGUUUUGCAUACUGUUCAUCGCAGCAGCGACAAAAUUGCAAUCAGCCAACAGGCUUUAAAAAGUCCUUGAAAGUACAGUAUUCUAAGUAACCCAUGAGCCUUCACAAUCAUCCCUCUUGAGGUGUUUUGUUUCGUUUUUCUCUCUGCUUUCAGUCUCCAGAGAACAUAACUGGCCGAGAGUGUAAGUCUGGCUGUGUUUGAAGGUUAUGCCAUAAAGCCAGCACUUUAAUGGUUUUUAUGAAGUGAAGUAACUUGUUCAACUCAUGUUUAUAGUUCUCCGUGCGUAUCUAUUAUUUAUCUUUUCUAAUCACUUCUUUCUGUGUAGGAGGUUAAGCUUGUCUUCCAGAAGCCAGGGCGAUGCUACGCUGCCCUGUUCCCUAGAUACCUCAUCCCAAACAGAGAUAUAUUUUGUACAAAACGAACUGUUGAGUUGCAUUUGGCUAGAGUCCAUAUGUACCUAUCUUAUUUAUAAAUAAAAAUUGUUACUGUCAGUUUCGGUAUCCCUA
Mastomys coucha (southern multimammate mouse) is the source of this 2031-nucleotide messenger RNA. RefSeq names its product claudin 23 (gene Cldn23). Gene Ontology annotation, cellular component: plasma membrane; bicellular tight junction. Gene Ontology annotation, molecular function: structural molecule activity. The transcript has a single exon. The record is from RefSeq and is a predicted model, not a curated record. Bases 402 to 1289 code for a protein of 295 amino acids. Gene Ontology annotation, biological process: cell adhesion; bicellular tight junction assembly. Lineage: Eukaryota; Metazoa; Chordata; Mammalia; Rodentia; Muridae.